UAAUUUAACAACGUGGAUUUAGCUUCAUGCUAACAGGUGGUAAAAUGUCGGUGCAUUUCAGAGUUUUGACAAGCCGUGCCACGGCUUUCUUUCCCUGGGGUUUUCCUGCAGUGCUGGAGGGGAGUUGGUCGGCGAGGAAGCCGGUGUUGGGACGCCGGAUGUCGCUCACACAUCCAGUUUCUGCAGGAGGAGCUGUUCCACCACUGGAGGGCGUCAGAGUCCUGGACUUGACGAGGGUUCUGGCGGGCCCGUUCUGCACCAUGAUCCUGGGAGACCUGGGAGCCGAGGUGAUCAAGGUGGAGAGACCAGGGACCGGUGAUGACACCAGAGCCUGGGGGCCUCCGUUUGCCGCUUCAGAGAGCAUCUACUACCUGAGCGUCAACCGCAACAAGAAGAGCGUAGCUGUGGACCUGAAACAUCCCGGAGGAGCCACCAUCAUCCAGCAGCUGGCAGGAGUGUGCGACGUGCUGGUGGAGAACUACCUACCAGGGAAGCUGCACCAGCUGGGGUUAGGAUACGAGCAACUGAGCACAAUCAACCCCCGCCUCAUUUUCUGCUCCAUCUCAGGCUACGGACAGACCGGUCCUCACGCCCAGAGUCCAGGCUACGACUCCAUCGCCUCGGCCGUGUCAGGGAUGAUGCACAUCACUGGACCGGAGGACGGAGAGCCGGUCCGGCCGGGCGUUGCCAUGACGGACCUGGCGACAGGGCUGUACGCGCACGGAUCCAUCCUGGCCGCCCUGCUCCAGCGACACCGGACCGGGAGAGGGGUUCACAUCGACUGCAACCUGCUGUCUUCACAGGUCUCCUGCCUCAGCCACGUAGCUGCUAACUACCUGAACGCGGGGAAGGAGGCGCGGCGCUGGGGAACAGCCCACGAGAGCAUCGUACCUUACCAGGGCUUCAGGACCAGAGACGGACACAUCGUUGUGGCUGCGGGGAACGACAAGCAGUUUGUUCAAGUGUGUCGGGUCCUGGAGCUCACAGAGCUCACAGAGGAGCCCAAAUACAGAACCAACAAGCUGAGAGUCCAGAAUCGCAAAGAGCUGCUGCACACCCUGUCAGAGAGGUUCUUGGAGGAGAAGACAGCUGAUUGGCUGAGGAGAUUCAAGGGCUCAGGGGUUCCAGUUGGACCAAUCAACAGCAUCCAGGAAGUCUUCUCUGAACCACAGGUGAAGCACAACGGUCUGAUUCAAGAGAUGGACCAUCCAACAGCAGGACGCAUCGCUGUACCCGGACCAGCUGUUCGUUUCAGCAGCUUCUCUCCAUCUGGACCGAUACCUCCUCCACUGAUUGGACAACAUACAGUGCAAGUGCUGCGAGACACCUUGUCCUAUAGUGAUGACCUCAUCAACACCCUGCUGGAGUCGGGGGCAGUGGCUCAGAGCGAGUUGUCCUGACUGACCGGAAAAUCAAGUAUUGAUCAAGAAGCACAGAGAGGUCACCAUGAAGCUUGAAUUAUUAAUGCACUCCAUGUUUAAGCUAAAACAAACCACAAAAGCUCUUCUUAAGAACGAUUACACACAGGAUGAUGAUACUGACCACAGUUCAUCAGAAACAGCUCCACAGUUGAUUGGUGAUGAGUCCAGUCUUUGAAAAUAUGACAACAAACAUCCUCUCUUAGGAGAUGAUGGUAGAAAAACAACAAUGAGCAAAUAAGAAACUCACCAGACUAAAGGAGCAUUGAUUCCUGACUCCCAACAUCUGACUUGGAUUAUUUCUAAACACUCCCUCUUGAAUAAAACUUGAAAAAUGUCUUUUGCAGUAGAUUUUCACUGUUCUACUCAGCUGUUGAAUAAAUUACUUAUUU
Molecule: messenger RNA, 1810 nt
Organism: Cololabis saira (Pacific saury)
Lineage: Eukaryota; Metazoa; Chordata; Actinopteri; Beloniformes; Belonidae
Gene: sugct
Product: succinyl-CoA:glutarate-CoA transferase
Exons: 14
Coding region: 27-1400 (457 amino acids)
Molecular function (GO): catalytic activity
Source: RefSeq, a predicted model, not a curated record